AUGAGGUCUCUUCGUGACUUCUGCAACCACAGAAUCAUGAAGCUUAACUUCCUCUCUAGUUCUCUCUUCUUGUUUCUCCUACUCUCAGUAUUUUCCAGUUUCAUCUCAGAUAAUGUAUUCAUCAAAUCUGAAACUUUGGUUAGUGGAAGAAACCUGCUUCAGAAGAAGAAAGCAUGUCCAGUGAAGUUUGAGUUUCUGAACUACACAAUCAUAACAAGCCAAUGCAAGGGUCCCAAAUACCCACCCAAGAAAUGUUGCGCCGCAUUCAAGGAAUUUGCGUGUCCUUACGCUGAUGAGCUGAAUGACUUAAGCAAUGAUUGUGCUACCACUAUGUUCAGCUACAUCAACCUCUACGGUAAAUACCCGCCCGGACUGUUUGCAAACCAAUGCAAAGAAAAAGGAGGUCUCAAGUGCCCGGGUCAAAAAUGAAGUCAUACUCUAGUUAAACCGGGUGGUCCUCGCCUUCUUAUCAGCAACUUUACCAACUAUCUACAAUCACAAUACUAUGUCACUUGCAUCAAUUAAUAAUAUGGUCUUAGCCUUCAUAUAAUAAUAUGUAUCUUAUAGCCUGAUCGGAUGAAUAUCAAGAAGCUACAUAAAUAAUGAAAGUUCUCCUAAUGUCUCAGCUCUACAAAAAAAAAAAAAACUCCCAAAGGAAAACUAUCAAGCCUCUUUUGCACCUGCAAGGGGAGAAGUCCUAUGUCUCACUACAACUUGAUCAGUGAUGUCCCUAUUCUGUCAAUGCGUGUCUUUAGGAGUGAGCCAGUGGGACGCGGGAGUCACAGUCUAAAUAGAAGCCUUCCGUUGGCUUACUCCCUAAAUAAAAUAGAUAAUCUAAAUAGACACGGCAAGACACGGCAUGACAAUCUUAAUAGACUAGUUUUGUGGAUAGUUACUAAUCGGAUCAGUAUAUAUUAGGUUAGGAUAAUGUGGGCUUGAUUUGUAAAAUGUAAACGGUUGAGAUUGGGUUUUCUAAGCUUUCACCAACGGGAUUUUCCUUAAUGGAAGUUUGGUUGAGAACAAAAAAAAACUUCCAUAAUCUAUUAAUCAGCCUAUUUUGUUUUGUUGUAAUUUAUUAAUGGAGACAAAAAAAUAAUUAACUAUCUAACCAAAAACAAAUCCUUCAUUAUUU
This is a messenger RNA of Eruca vesicaria subsp. sativa (arugula), 1132 nucleotides long. NCBI's taxonomy places the organism in Eukaryota, Viridiplantae, Streptophyta, Magnoliopsida, Brassicales, Brassicaceae. The record is from the annotation of a GenBank genome assembly.